AUCACGAUGUGUUGGGAGUGGGAAAUUCCGCAGUGACUGACGGGGUAUGGCGACGUGUAACAUGAACUGUUUUACUGUUUUCGAUUUCCGGUGCCCAAAUAAUUAAAUCUAAACCCGCAAGCAAUAAAUAUUUCGUUAUAUCUGGUGUAUUUUUACAAGCAGUACGGCAAAUUCAAUUGUACAAUCAUGAAUUACAAUCAUUCAAGUGCACGUCGAGGAAAACCAAAAAGGAUAUUAGAUCCGAAUGCUGGUUUAGCUACGUCAUUUAUGCCGCAGAAUCCAUAUAUGUACGAUCAACAGCAAGUUCCUAUGAACAAUGGUAUGGUACCUGAGUAUGGUUUCAAUGUACCAGAACAACCCCCGCCAGCGUAUGGAUUCAGUCCAUCUCCAAUACCAAAUUACCCACCUAGCGAAAAUUAUGGAGAAAAUUAUUCGCCACAAUUUACAACACAAUUAUUAACGCAACCAGUAAUUACAAAUAUGGCUGUACAAUAUGGAAAUGCUUUGGUAGGGACUGGGAAACAGCAAUUUGAAAGAUUUGUGCCAAUUACAGCUUUAAGAUACUAUUUUGCUGUCGACACAGACUAUGUUUUUACAAAACUAGCCUUGUUGUUCUUCCCGUUUUCUCACAAAGACUGGUCUCUGAAAUAUGAACAGGGUGUACCAUUGCAACCACGUUACGAGAAAAAUGCGCCUGAUAUGUAUAUACCAACAAUGGCGUUUUUAACAUACAUAGUAUUGACUGGAUUAGUUUUAGGGAUUUCUGAACGCUUUAAUAUAGAGGAAUUAGGUAUUGGAGCUAGUUCUGCUCUCGCAUGGGGCAUUAUGGAACUGGUAGUGCACACUGUAACUCUCUAUGUAAUGAAUCUUGAAACGAGUCUUUCAACAUUCGAUUUAUUGUCUUAUUGUAGCUACAAAUACGUUGGAAUUAACGCGGCUCUUCUAGGUGCAUUAGUAUUUCGAAAACUUGGUUAUUACACAGUUUUGCUAUACUUUAGCGGAUCUUUAGCUUUUUUCCUUACGCGGUCGUUAAAAUUGAGGGUUAUACCACAGAAUCAUAGUUCUUAUACAGCUUAUGAUAACAAAAGGAGACUCUAUUUUAUAUUGUUCGUAGCAGGAAUUCAGCCGGUCUUCAUGUGGUGGUUAUCAUAUCACUUAAUUUAAUCGGUAACCACGUAAAACAACUGGAAGUAUGUUUUGAAAACGUAUAUCCAUGUGAUUAUUCAUGUAUCUUAUUAUCAUUUACGCAUUUUUCUAAUAAAAACAUUCAUUAAAAGAAUUUCUACUAAUUAAGCGACCCUACUAUUUGUAAUAUACGCUGAAAAGUAAAAUGUAUAUUAGUUCUGUAUUUAUGAAAAAGAAACGUGAAAAAUCAUUGGUAAUUGGUUUUUGAAACUAGUACAUUUUUUAACCCUUAAGUAGAUGCACGGGAGUUUGUAAAGCUUCCAAUUUGUUUCUUUCUAUUUAAAUUAUAAAUAAAUAGUACUUUUGUCAUACUUUUUUUAUGUAAAUAGUGUGAGUUUUUUAAAAUUGGAGUAAAAAAUAACCAACAUUAGCAAAUAGCAUAUAAUAUACUCCAGUAAGUGUUUUCUAAAAAGCCUCUGUGUGUAUAUACUUAAGGGUUAAAUAAAUUUGUCUAAGGGUCAGGCUUGUUUGUUUUUAUUUAAUGUAAACAAAAUUAAUUUAUUCAGU
Molecule: messenger RNA, 1692 nt
Organism: Colletes gigas
Lineage: Eukaryota; Metazoa; Arthropoda; Insecta; Hymenoptera; Colletidae
Gene: Yif1
Product: protein YIF1B
Exons: 4
Coding region: 187-1164 (325 amino acids)
Biological process (GO): endoplasmic reticulum to Golgi vesicle-mediated transport
Cellular component (GO): endoplasmic reticulum membrane; Golgi membrane; COPII-coated ER to Golgi transport vesicle
Source: RefSeq, a predicted model, not a curated record